CUUGAAGACGUGUCAAAAGAUUUUGAGCAUUUCUCCAUUGAAUUAUGGCAGAAGUGACAAAAAGAGACAAAUUAUCAACUUAUCUCAAAUAUACUUUUACAACAAACCGGUUAUUAUUUUGGUUCUCAACUAAAUAAUAAAAUUCAGAUAACUCAUCUGCUAUUUAAAAAAUUUUAACAGCUGGAUUAGUGAAAAGUUGGUUACUUGGAUGAACCACAUACGUAGAAUGGGAGGCAACUAGCAACGAGAGCAGACGUAUCGCAGAAUGUAGGGUAAAAAGCUCAGCAACUGCAUAAAGAGGCCUUUAAAGUGGCGAAUCUGCCACAGUUCUAUCAAACUUCAAGUGUGAUUACGAGAGAAAUCAUGGCUCUACGCAAAGUAAAGGGAAACUUUGAACGAAUGUUCGAUAAAAAUCUUACUGAUUUAGUUCGUGGGAUUAGAAACAAUAAAAAUAAUGAGGCUAAAUAUAUCACCCAAUGUAUAGAAGAAAUUAAACAAGAAUUAAGACAAGACAAUGUAGCUGUGAAAGCAAAUGCAGUGGCCAAACUUACAUACCUCCAAAUGCUAGGAUAUGAUAUCAGCUGGGCUGGUUUUAAUAUUAUUGAAGUAAUGUCAUCUGGAAAAUUUACUUACAAACGCAUUGGGUAUUUGGCUGCUAGUCAAAGCUUUCAUCAAGAUACUGAGUUAUUGAUGCUAACCACCAAUAUGAUUCGCAAAGAUUUAAAUAGUCAAAGUCAAUAUGAUGCUGGUUUAGCAUUAAGUGGACUCUCCUGUUUUAUAAGUCCAGACCUAGCAAGAGACUUAGUAAAUGAUAUAAUGACUUUAUUAACAAGCACAAAACCUUAUUUACGAAAAAAAGCUGUUCUUAUGAUGUAUAAAGUAUUUUUGCGCUUCCCGGAGGCUUUACGUCCAGCUUUUCCAAGACUUAAAGAAAAACUUGAAGAUCCUGAUAGUGGAGUUCAGUCAGCAGCAGUUAAUGUUGUAUGUGAAUUAGCAAGAAAGAACCCAAAAAAUUAUUUGAGCUUAGCUCCCAUAUUUUUCAAACUAAUGACUACUUCUACAAACAAUUGGAUGCUUAUAAAAAUCAUCAAACUGUUUGGCGCCUUGACACCUUUAGAACCUAGGCUUGGAAAGAAACUUAUAGAACCAUUGACCAAUUUAAUACACAGCACUUCGGCAAUGUCUCUACUUUAUGAAUGUAUAAAUACUGUGAUAGCCGUCCUUAUUUCAAUAUCAUCUGGAAUGCCAAACCAUUCAGAUUCAAUUCAACUGUGCGUUCAAAAAUUAAGAAUACUCAUUGAAGAUUCAGACCAAAAUCUUAAAUAUUUGGGUCUUCUAGCAAUGUCAAAAAUUCUAAAAACUCAUCCAAAAAGUGUACAAGCACAUAAAGAUUUGAUAAUGCAAUGUCUUGAUGAUAAAGAUGAGAGUAUUCGAUUGCGUGCUUUGGAUUUGCUUUAUGGUAUGGUUUCCAAAAAGAAUUUAAUGGAAAUCGUUCGAAAGUUAAUGAUUCACAUGGACAAAGCUGAGGGAACAACAUAUAGAGAUGAAUUAUUGUCAAAAAUAAUUCAAAUUUGUUCUCAAAAUAAUUAUCAAUUUAUUACUUACUUUGAAUGGUAUAUUUCGGUUUUGGUGGAUCUCACGAAAAUGGAGGGUACUAAACAUGGUCAAUUGGUAGCUACACAACUUUUAGAUGUAGCUAUCCGUGUUCAGGCAAUUCGAAAGUGCGCAGUGCAACAAUGUGCCUUAUUAUUGGAAAAUGCUCAUCUUCUUACUGGUCAACCAAGAGCUACAAUGUGCGAAGUUUUAUAUGCAGCAGCUUGGAUUUGUGGAGAAUUCUGUCAUGAACUUGAUGAUCCAAUAGCCACAUUAAAAUCUAUGUUAAAAUCUCAAGCAUCAAGCCUUCCAGGUCAUAUUCAAGCAGUUUAUGUCCAUAAUAUUUUAAAAUUAGCAACAAUAACGUUAAAUAAGGCUCAAAAAGACGAAGAUCAAGAAACAAUUGAUCAGAUUUUCAGUUUAAAAGAUAAAAUGGCAGAAUUCGUCUGCUCGGGAGAUUUAGAAGUUCAAGAACGAUCAAGUGCUGUAUUAGUUUUAUUUGAUUACCUUCAACAGAAUCCUUCACUUAUUAGUGAACUUGCCGAAACUUUUGAAGGAGAAUUAAAUCCUGUUGCUCCGAAAGCUCAAAAGAAAGUACCAAUACCUGAAGGUUUAGAUCUUGAUUCUUGGAUUAAUGAUCCACCAUCUGAAACUUCGGAUGAAGAAGAUUUGGAUAUGAAUGAUAUUUUUAUAAAGUCUGACAAGUCAGUUGAAUAUGGAGAAAAGAAAGUAUCAAUUGAACCAACAGUUGAAGAGCUUCAAAGGCGAAGAGAAGCCCGAAAAAUAGAACAAGAAAAUAAUCCACAUUAUUUAAAAACUUCCAGUCCAAGAAGUAUUAAUUCUUAUCAUAAUUCUAGCAUUAAUAACAAAACUGAUGAUUUCGAUCACAUUCCUAUUGCUGAACUUGAUUUGCCAGUUUCAUUAAAAAUUAAUUCAUAUACCAAUUCAAAGUUACUAGACUUCAGUAUGGAUCAAAAACAAAAAAGAAGAAAAAAUGAGAAGAAAAAAAAGAAAUCGAGAAAAAAUAAAGAUCAUUCAAGUUCUGAUGAAGGUCAAGAUGAAGAAAGAUAUCCAACACAUUAUAUAAAUACUGGAAUCGGUGAAUUACCACCUGGUGCUGAACUUAGUGACAAUGAAGAUACUAAUUUAACUGAUAUUAAUGAUCCACAUCGAGCAUUGAAUAUUGAUUUAGAUAUUCCACUCAGAGAAGAUGAACGAUUACCAGUUUUAGAGCACAGAAUAUCAGAAAAUACCAACAAAUCAGAUAACACUAUGUCUCGAGAAAAGAGUAAGAAAGAGAAAAGUUUCAAGAAGACAAAGAAAAAGAGCAAGCAUGAAAAAUCAAGUAGUCAAAAUGAAAAUCAAAAUAAUAUAGAUUUAUGGUUGGGAAAUGAUAUGAUUAAUGAUAAAGAGAAUUCAAGUAAUGACAAUAUUCAGCGACAUGAAGAUGAGAAAAAAUCACAUUCAAAAAGGGUAAAGUCUAAAAAAAAGAAAGAAAGUGAAGAUGGUUCAAGAAGACGGAAGAAAAAAUAUUCAGAGGGUAAAAAACAUGAUAAAUCAUCAGGUUAUGAAGAGACUGCAGGGAUUUCUACUCCUUCCAAAGAAAUAUUACCCGGACUUACAAGCAAUUGUGAUGAAAAUGAGACGUGUAUUAAUCACGAACCUCCACAAAAAUGUGAAGAAUUAGCUAAGAAUGAUAAAAUAAAAAUGAUGUAUGAAUUAAAACAGUCACCUCAUGAUGUAGGAAAAAUAAUUGUGGCAAUCACAUUGACUAACAUUAGUGAAAAACUUAUAAAAGAAUUAGAUCUUGAUGUGUCAGAUGCUUCAGCAUUGAAAUUAAUAAGAAAUUUUGGAGAAGAAUUUGGUAUAAAAUUGAAAGUCCAAUUAAAUCCACAAGCUACGACGAAAGUUCAUUUACCAAUAUUGGUAUCAGAUGAUACAUUUGCCCAAAAACUUCGUGGUUCUCUUUCCUAUAUGGUAGAAAAUCCUAUCGGAACAGUUCACGAGAAAUUGGAUUUUACCUUGCCAUUAUCUUAUUGCGAUUUUUUGGUGGGAAGCCUCACGCAUGGUGAUAUUCUUGCUGAGUUAUUAAACAGUGAUCAAUUAAUACAUAAAGUUAAAAAUAAGAUUGAAAUCAAUGAAGAUUUUAAUCGAAUAUUAAAAAUAAUCUGUCAACAAUGUAAUUUUACUCUUGUUGAACAUGUUGAUGAUGCUGCGUCUCUCUAUGGUCAAUCACUAAAAGGUCAUCAUGUGUGCCUUUUAGUUAAAAAAAAAUCAAGUAAUAAUUCUCCUACCCUUACAAUUGAAGGCAAAGGAGAUAACGCCUCUUUAUUAUCUGGAGUUGUGGAUCAGAUAUUAAAAUUACUUUCGAAUUAUUGAUAAUAAUUAUAAUCAUAAUGAUAACAAUUAAUCGUAAGUAUGAAAAAAUAAAAAUAUAUAUUAAAAAAAUUAUGUAUAAUGUGAAGAGAAAUGAUUCGUUGAAAAAAUUUAUGUAAAAAAGUAAGAAUGAAAGAAAGAAUAGUGUUUAUUGCUCAUUUAUAGUGAAAAUUAAUAUUCUAUUGAAUUUAUAUGCUCUUAAAUAAUUUUUCCUAUUGAGUAAAUUAUUAAAUAAUCAUUAAACUGACCGAUAAAACGGUUAAUAUAUUAAUUUGAUAAAC
Molecule: messenger RNA, 4250 nt
Organism: Chelonus insularis
Lineage: Eukaryota; Metazoa; Arthropoda; Insecta; Hymenoptera; Braconidae
Gene: garnet
Product: adaptor-related protein complex 3, delta 1 subunit-like garnet
Exons: 8
Coding region: 364-3972 (1202 amino acids)
Biological process (GO): synaptic vesicle membrane organization; protein targeting to vacuole; Golgi to vacuole transport
Cellular component (GO): terminal bouton; presynaptic endosome; endosome membrane
Source: RefSeq, a predicted model, not a curated record